AUGAAUAAAUUUACCUUAAAAUUUGAUGAUGAAAUAUUAGAAGAAUAAUAUCAAUAAGUUAAACUGAGAAAAAUUAGAAAACCCAUUUAUUUAGGACUAUUAGUACUAUGUUUUUGUAUGAUAAGUUCAAAUGCUAUAAUAAAUUUGAUUACUUAAUAAUAAACUCUUUUAAAAACAUAUAUCAAUUAUUCUUAUCUAAUUUUUAUGGUAUUUUAAGCUAUUAUAGUUUACAGAAAGCCUGCCUUAAUAAAAUACUUAUUAAUUAUUUCAAAUAUUGCCACAGGUUUGUUAUAAUUUAAUUUUAAUGAUUAGACCCCUGCUUAAAUAUACUAUGCAUAAAGUUCAUCAUUUACUUAGUUAUAAGCAGUUGCCUACUUUAUAUCAGAUUUUCAAGAUGGUGUAAUAUAAGUUUUAGCUUUACUAUUUAUAAGAUUGGUUAUUACUUCUAUAAAGAUAGAUGAUGUGGAUUUAUAGACUGUUUUAAUAGGAUUAGCAUCAACAUUAUUUAUUCUAAUCACUUUAUAUGUUAAUGAUCAAAAUUCAAGAAAAGAGUUUUUGUCAAGUAUUUCAGAAGAUUUAUGGGAUCAUUCACUGUCUAUUCUAAUUAAAAAACCGCAUUUUAGGGUUUAAUACAAUAAGGAGUAUAUGAAAAUUGAUUUAAUUUCAUCACAUUAAUUAUUUGAUUUCCCUGGUUAUGAUGAAAAUAUAUGUUAAGGAUGUAAUAGUAGAUAAAUAUUACACUCAUAUAAAUACAAAAAAUCAAAUUUAAGUGAUUUUGUUCUAGAAUAAUAAUAAACAAUUUAAAAUUCAAUCAAAGUUGAAUACAAACAUCAUUCAUUUUAUUUAAGAAUAGUGUGUGUUGGAAUUAAAAAUUAGAAUAUUAUAGUAAUAUUUGAGAAAAGAAAAGAAGAUACAUAUGGAUAAAUAGUUCCAAAAAAAAUGAGAAACUUAAUUUUUCAAUAAAUUAAAUCAUAAUAAAAAAGAUCAAUUUAUUAAAUAUUAUUUAAUUAAGGAUUAUUAUCAAUAUUAUUAAUUAAUUAGAUGUAAUUGAAAGAAAUAGAUAUAACAUAAAUGUUUAAGAAAUUGAAUAAAUAGUAUAAAUAUUCAAUGAAACCAAUUAAAAUACUACCUAAAAGUAUUAAAUUAACAUUAUAAACUUAUUCAUCCUAAUUGAAAAUAUUUUUAAUUUAAAUCUUUUAAAUAUUUGAUUAAAUCUCUAAAAAAAGGAUAUCCAUAUUAUUUCAAGAUUUAGAAGAUUGUAUUUUAGUAUAAAUUAUAUUUAAAUAAAAUAUAGAAGGAAAUAUGAAUCUUUUAUUUCUUAGCUUAUAUAGUAAUAACAUAUUUAUUUAAAAAAUCAAAUAACUUUUGCUAUUUAAUGAAUUAAACAUAGAUUUAUAAAUGCAAUUCAAAAAACAUAUUCCAUACUAACUAAUUUAAUGA
Molecule: messenger RNA, 1440 nt
Organism: Paramecium pentaurelia
Lineage: Eukaryota; Ciliophora; Oligohymenophorea; Peniculida; Parameciidae
Source: the annotation of a GenBank genome assembly